AUGCACUGGCGGCACAACGACUUGACCAAGAUUGCCAUCCGGGAGGGCGGGCAGCAUGUCGAGUACCCCAGCAACAUCUACAAGGGACGCCUGGAGCUCUUCUCCAACAACACCUUAAAAAUCAGCAACUUGCAGAAAAGCGACAGCGGCAGGUACUACGUGUACCUGGAGGAUGAGAAGGGCAAUGAACACAUUGAAAACAUCCUCCUGAAGGUGUACGAUCUGGUCCCGAAGCCCACUGUGAGCGCCAAAGUGGUCAAGAAAGACCUGCAAGGGUGCAAAACCAUCCUGAAGUGCUCAGUGGAGGUCGAAGAUGUGACCUACGAGUGGAUCAGCCCCCAAAAGCUCCUGCUGGAGCAUGUGCAUGCCUCUGAGCUGUCUGUCUCCAGCCCCUUGACAGGAACCUACACGUGCAAAGUCAGCAACCCUGUCUCCUCCAACAGCGCCUUGCUGCUCUACAAGCAACCCUGCUCCUGGACAG
This is a messenger RNA of Pelecanus crispus (Dalmatian pelican), 481 nucleotides long. NCBI's taxonomy places the organism in Eukaryota, Metazoa, Chordata, Aves, Pelecaniformes, Pelecanidae. The record is from RefSeq and is a predicted model, not a curated record.